UGUACAUUCAGCUAGCAAAGAGGAAAUCGCAGGCAUCAGAAACGUAGCAGCAGCUGAGGGCUGGUAGUGGCAGGCAACUAGCCAAACGCAUGACGGCCCGACCCAUUAUAGAUCGGACGACAAUUGCCGCAACCCAGCCAAAUAGUCGGAGCAGAAAGGAACGACCUCCGAAAUGAACAAACGCACCGGUAUCAUUAUCGCCAUCAUCGUCACAUUGCUGUGCCUGGUGCUUGGCGGCAAUUUCUAUUUUAUGUACUACCUCAAUGUAGAGGAGGGCCAGUUGUCUAGUGUCCGUGCAUUGGAAAAUAUGAUAAGGCACAAGAUGAGGCAUCUGAAGCCUGCCUAUUUGAAUCGCAAUCCCCGAUUUUUCAUGUAUCGUAAUAAGUUACUUAAGAACUACAAACCAGCGCCAUAUGAGAAUGCUAGUGUACUAUGGGAUAUAGCCAAUUGGUGGCCGCAUGAGAACGAAAUUUAUCCACUGUAUGAUUCGUCCAUGGGUCAACUGCUACAAACACUGCGUCAGGAGCCCAUAACCCGGGUUAACAACUUGGCGCGCGGUACACAACUAAAGCUGCUCAUGCGGCUAUCACAACAGCAAAAGGUGAUCUUCAAGCCGCAAUGGUAUCCGCGCGAUAUUGUGCUGGAGGGUGCCGUCUAUAGUGGCAAGGAUCGGCACGUGGCCGAGGUGUAUGCCUUCUACUUGGGCGCAGUUCUCGAUCUACGCUGGACACCCAUUGUGGUGGGUCGCGUCGUCAAUCUGAAGGACGAAAUCUACGCUAAUGGUGAUCAGGAGCUGCAAAAUACGAUAGCCAUCAAUGUGGACGAGCAGGGAAAUGAAACGUAUUGCCUGUAUGGCAAGUGCCAUUAUUGCAACGAAGAGGAGACAGUUUGUGGAGAUGCAGACCACAACAUCGAAGGCGUUCUCAUUUACAUUGUGCCGGGCACAUUGGCCAAACGGCGUUCUCCGUGGCAGCGCACCUACAAAGAGGACAAGCGUGCCCAGUGGGAGGAUGACAUGAACUAUUGCAAAUCCCUCAAAAAUAAGAUGGAAACUAUACGCCUUUUAGAUCUAAUUGAUGUGGCAAUUUUUGACUAUCUGAUACAAAACGGCGAUCGUCAUCACUAUGAGACGCGUGAGGAGCGCGUGGUGCUAAUUGAUAAUGGCAAAUCCUUUGGUAAUCCCAACAAGGAUCAUCUGGACAUUUUAGCGCCGCUUUAUCAAUGCUGCCUUCUUCGGAAAUCCACUUGGGAUCGACUGCAGGUCUUCUCCGGUGGCGUGCUUACCGAAAUCGUUGAUCGUCUGGCAAAGCAAGAUGCUCUUUUUCCCCUUAUUACGGAUCGUCAUAAACGGGGAGUGGAGCGGCGAUUGCUUGUUGUCUUUGCCGUUGUUGAGCAUUGCAUGGACAAGGAGGGCGACAAGAUGUUUAAAACACUCUAAACUGCCACUCUUCAUACCCUUAGGUUGUUAAACAAAUUUUUAGGGAAUUAUGUAGGUCAAGUUAAUUAUCAUAGUUAUAUUUUAUACAUCAACUUGUUAGUUUAAAAAAUAUACAAGAAGAAAGUAA
This is a messenger RNA of Scaptodrosophila lebanonensis, 1565 nucleotides long. Its product is annotated as glycosaminoglycan xylosylkinase homolog. The record is from RefSeq and is a predicted model, not a curated record. Gene Ontology annotation, biological process: protein phosphorylation. Gene Ontology annotation, cellular component: Golgi apparatus. Gene Ontology annotation, molecular function: phosphotransferase activity, alcohol group as acceptor. The coding region runs from base 173 to 1438 and encodes 421 amino acids. Lineage: Eukaryota; Metazoa; Arthropoda; Insecta; Diptera; Drosophilidae. The transcript is spliced from 4 exons.